Macadamia integrifolia is the source of this 5756-nucleotide messenger RNA. RefSeq names its product pentatricopeptide repeat-containing protein At1g43980, mitochondrial. Gene Ontology annotation, molecular function: protein binding; RNA binding. Lineage: Eukaryota; Viridiplantae; Streptophyta; Magnoliopsida; Proteales; Proteaceae. Gene Ontology annotation, biological process: RNA modification. The record is from RefSeq and is a predicted model, not a curated record. The transcript is spliced from 10 exons. The coding region runs from base 800 to 2800 and encodes 666 amino acids.
UUUUCUCAAACCUUGAACUCAAACCCCCCAGGCCUGCAAAUCCCUUAUCCUAAAACUGGUACUUGCGCCUUCUUCUCCAAGUUCGAAGUUGGACCAUAGUCUCUUGCCCCCUUCUUCUCCGUCUCCUUUUCUGGCGACCGGCGACUGAGGGGGAUAGUCCUAACAAUGUCCUAACAAUCAGUACCCCUCUUGCGCCCUUCCUCUUCCCAUCGGUUGCUGAAAACUCCAUCGAAUGCGGUUGCUGAGGCGGGAAGGCGACUUACUGCUCCUUUUCUCCGGCGAGUCACCAUCUGAGGCGAGUUGAGCCCCUGCCCCGGUGUCCCUUCUUCUCCGUCUCCAUUCGGUCAGCGAGUUUAUCUCUUCUCUGAAUCUUACAACACCAUGGACGACUUUUGCACCCCGCAUUCUUAUUUUUGGUAGAAUUUUGCACCUUGCCUUCACAGAAUAACAAUGUUGCCCACCUCUAUAAGCAGUUAUCCACCAGGCUGAUGGUUGCCCUGCUUGUCUUCAACGCCAUUGAAAGCCCAGUGAUCAGUCCAAACGUGUAGUUCCCCCCAAGAGACAGCCUCGCAAAAGGUAUGCCCCCUCACUCAGCAACCCAACCUUCAGGGCACACUGAGAUGGUAUAGUCCCCGUAAACUUGUUCCAGUGAUAUCAUCCUUGCGACCGGAUUUCACUUGCUCGAAUCACCAGGUUUUGAAGAGGGCGAGUUGAGUUAAAGACCUGGUUUUCCAACGAGAAGUGAAGGAAGUGGGGAGCUUCCUUUAUAUACGGUGUCGUAGAAGUGAUUAGCAAAUAGAUGAUUGGUCAUUUCAGAACCUUGGAGAACAAAAUUAUUUCAUCAUUGAUUUUGUCAAAGAAUUUGUUUUCAAACAUUUCUCAGAAAAUCUCCCAGGACUCAGAAACUCUUCCAUACUUUUAUAGCAGCCUCAUAGACCACUAUCUGCAACUGAAAUCCCUGCUUCUCGCCAAAGUCAUCCAUGCCCAAUUGAUUAAAAUUGGCUUCAAUAGACAUACUUUUCUGGGUAAUCGCUUUCUGGAUCUCUACUCCAAGCUGGGCACUCUUAAUGAUGCUCUGCAAGUAUUUGACGACAUUCCCAACAAGAAUUCUUUCACAUGGAACAUUUUGCUGAUGGCCUUCGUCAAAUUUGGGCAUCUCGAUAAUGCAAAAAAUGUGUUUUAUAAUAUGCCCAAUAGAGAUGUUGUCAGCUGGAAUUCAAUGAUUUCGGGUUAUGCUUCCAAAGGUCUUGUGGAAAGUGUACUGGGCGUUUUCUCAGAAAUGCAAAGAGGAGUUGUGGAACCAACUCCAUUCACAUUCUCUAUUGUGAUGUCUUGUGUAUGGUCUUCUCAGCAUGCUAAGGAAAUCCAUGGGAACAUCAUUCGGAGUGGCUUGUGUUUGUCGAAUAUAGUGCUCGGUAAUACUUUGAUUAAUAUGUAUGGGAGGCUUGGUCUAGUUGAACAUGCUUUUAGUGUGUUUCUUAUGAUGGAGGAAUUAGAUGUUAUUUCUUGGAAUUCUUUGAUUUUGGGGUGUGAUAAGUCUGGCUUUGGAGACUUAGCAUUGGAUCAGUUCUGUUUGAUGCUUUCGAAUGGGUAUUCACCUGAUCAUUUCACAAUGUCAAUGGUGAUAUCCAUUUGUUCUAACUUGGGUUGUUUGGUGAAGGGUAAGCAAGUUUUUGCACUGUGUAUCAAGAUGGGGUUUCUUUCUAAUUCUAUAGUUUUAAGUGCCACUAUUGACUUGUUUUCCAAAUGCAACAAGGUGGAUGAUUCAGUUCGGCUCUUUACUGAGGUGCAUAGAUGGAACUCAACAGUUUGCAAUACGAUGAUUUCCAGUUAUGCAAGACAUGGGCUUGCUGAGGAAGCUCUUCAGCUGUUUGUGCUGACCUUGAGAGAGGACGUCAGGCCAACAGAGUUCACGCUCAGUGCUAUUCUAAGCUCUGCUUCAUUCUUUUUUCUAGCAGAACUGGGAACUCAAAUUCAUGCUUUGGUUCUUAAAAUUGGGUUGGAGUUUGACACAAUUGUCGCUUGUUCACUUAUGGACAUGUAUGCCAAAUCGGGACUAGUUGACUCUGGCAUGAAAAUAUUUUUGAAUAUGGGUAUUAGAGACUUGGUGUCUUGGAAUACUAUGUUAAUGGGUUUUGCUCAAAAUGGACGUGGAGUUGAAGCCCUAACUCUUUUUGAGGAACUAAUAAUGAGUGGCCUAUCACCAGACCGAAUAACUUUAGCCGGGAUUCUAUUGGCUUGCAGCAAUGGGGGAUUUUGUGAUGAAGGGAUGCGUAUUUUUUCGUCUAUGUUGGACAAGUAUAGAGUUAUUCCCCUGGUUGAGCAUUAUGCUUGUAUGGUAGAGAUGAUGUGUCGGGCAGGUAAACUCACAAAGGCAAUGGAGAUGAUAGAAACAAUGCCUCAUGAGCCUAGUGCUUUAGUUUGGGGAUUACUUCUACGUGCUUGUGGGAUUCAUGGAGACAUAACAGUCAUGGAAAGAGUUGCAGAAAGGAUGCUGGAGUUAGAACUUCAGUCCUCUCUACCUUACUUGGUUUUGGCUCGGAUAUAUGGAAUUAAGGGCAGAUGGGAGAGUGUAGCUCGAGUGAGGAAAGCCAUGAAAGAUAGAGGUGUUAAGAAGGCGAGGGGAUGUAGUUGGAUUGAAAUUAAGAACCGUGUAUUUGUUUGCAAUGCAAACCAUAUGCUGCAUUGUGAAAGUAAACACAUUCAUGCAAUACUGGCAUUAAUGUUCCAAGAUAUAAGCAUUGAGGGGUGUGUCCAUCGAGAACAUGAUGAAGUGACUAAGGAUGGAUGGGAAGAGUAAACCACUGAAGUCUACCGGACAUACAUGAUUAUCAGUACUCCAUCUACGAUUUACUUUCUAAUGCAAGAUAACUGGUACACUAGGGUGAAAACUUAUGUGUCAUUAUGUUGUGGUAGAUCCAAGCUUGACAAGUUACUUUUGGCUCAAUCCAUUGCUAUGUGGACGUUCACAGUAUUUUCAUUAGCUGCAUUGCGGUGGACUUCAUGAGUUUUACUUUGGUUCAAACAAACCUAAUUUACCUGGUUCGAUAAUUCUAGAGGAGGUGUUGAAAUUCGAACCAACUAUUGGCUCUUUUAUUUUUGAUUUGGGAUCACAACGUGACAUCAACAUUCCUUUGAGUCAGGAUUGUGUUGCAAUGGUACAGGACACAAUGUGGCGACUUUUAGUAGGGGGCACGCUUGGUCCAACGGUAAGGUACGAAUGUUGCGACUGGUGGUCAAGCGGUUGAAACAACCUCUCAACAUUCUCGGGUAAGGCUGCAUAGUUCUUGCCCCCGGACCUUGUACAUGCGGGAGCCUCGUGCACCGAAUCAUCUUGGUAAUGAAUGGUUCCACUUGAGUCCACCUGCAUAGAUCAUUUAUGAAGGUGGGCUUCAUUUAUGAAGCCAGAAAAAUGAGCGUAUUAUCAAAAAAUCCUUUGGUGUGACAACAUGAAAAGAAGACUUAUGAUAUAAUUGUUAAGCAACUAGGAGGGGGGGAUUCAAGGACAUGUGACUCGCACAACUGGAUAAAGACCUUUAAAGUGCUUGAACUUCAGAUUGUGGAGUUCAUUGCAGUUUUAUAGAGGACAAGCAAUGAAGUUGCUGAGAAAGAGUUGGUUAACUCUGGUGCCAUCCAAAGAAUUUUAGAUCUAUUCUUUCAGUAAUACAAGCAGAUGAGGAGAGCAGAAAGUUGAUCUUCUCAGAAAAGGAAGCCUUUUGGUCAAAGUUUUCUCCGAAUGUAAAAGUAGGGGACAUUUUUGAGGCAAGGGUGGGUUCUAUUGAAGAUUAUGGUGCCUUUGUUCACCUUCUCUUCCCUGAUGAGAAAAGUCUAGAGUUACUUUAUCGAUCAAGCAGUUGGAGGAUGAUCCUCUAUUAGAGACAUUGGAUAAAGUAAUUCCUCAGGAUGGUCCAUCUGAGUCUGACAAUUCAGGCAUUUCUGGCAAUUUGAAAAUUGAACCUUUACCUGGUCUUGAUAUUAUCUGUGGAGAGCUACUUCAAGAAGAUGGCCCUUAUUGAAUUUGCCGCAUGGGAAAAGAGGCUUUAAAAAGCUGCAAGACAAUCAAAAUUUGGAAAAAGGUUGAAGACAAAUGGACUGCUGGAUAGAGGGCAGAAGAUGCCAAUACAUUGAGAGGGGGCUUUUGAUUGACUUUGGCUCUGAAAUUUGACAAGUGGCAAAUCCAGAGUGUACCCUAGCAAUCCAACGGUUGGAAUCGCCUCAUCACUACAUUUUGAACUUUCUAAUUUAGGAGAGAUCUUACUAUAUACUUUUGGAAUGGAAUUUAUUUUCUGUUUUCCUUGCAAUGAAAAGAAUAUCAGUCACCAAAGUGCAGUAAGGUAAAAUACUUCUCAGAAGAGAAUUCAAAGGGAGAGGAGGAGCAAGUCCCAUCCUUUUCCUCAUGAACUUAUUGUCCAUUUAUGGUUUCACAUUGUGAGGCAUCUUUAAUGAGAUGAAACUACUGUCAAACAAAAUUUAGCUUUUUUUUUUCCCCGUAAAGAUGCUGUAAGCAUAGCAGCUUUUUUGGGGGUGGUGGUGCUGGGAUUGGAGCUCUCUUUUCCCAUUCUAUGCGACUGCAAAGAACAGAAAAUGUAAUGAUGUCUUCCUUUCUCUGUUGAAAGUUGAAACACUGCCAAGAUAAAUUGUGAAAGAAUAUUGUUUCCUCACCUCACCCUUGCCCUUUCAGCCAAGUGAUUCUGGGCCAUUGGCUUGUUUUGUCAAAUCAUGUAUAGCUUUUUGUUAGAUGGCGAAUAAUCAUAGGAUAAAAACACUCACUAGAGUCAGGACCUGGCUAUGUCUACAUAUGUAGCUUCUAUCCAUCUAUUCCAGAACUGGGUGGAAUGCUAUUCUCCUUUCAAUUUUUGUAGUUCUCUGCUGCUUGUCCAUGGUGCUUUCUUUUCUUCUUUUGAAAUAUAUCUCUUGGAAAGAAUGUGAUUUGACACAAGUAGAAGAAAGCUGUCACUAAGGUACUUUAAACCCAAAAACCAUUUUGUGAUGUGAUCAAGUAAGCUACCAUGAAUCCUAAAGGCAGCUUUUUAUCAUUUGCUAGUGUUGAUAUCAAGAAUGUUUCCAGGAAACUAAAGAUCUAUCAAGGCUAACUGAUCCGCGAAUCCCAGUAUCUAGCUAACCUUGCACAUUGAUUUUUCUAUAGUGGACUUUUCUUUCUAGAAUCCAUUUAUUUUUGGUUACCAUUAAUAAGCACUUCUUUGCAAUAUUUUGAGCUUCACCAACUGGAUCUAGAUGCUAUUUCAACUGAAGUGAGAUGAGAUUUGAUCUCCUGCAUUUAUUAUCCUAGUUGAUAAGUUCUUCCCGAGUUCCUUUCAAAUUGAGCUUAUCAUCCUAGUUAUUAAGAGUCAACAAACAUGCCAUCGAAAUACUGGAAUGGCUAUGGUUGCUCUGCAUGGUAUGAAGCUGAAUGAGACUCAGUAUAGAUGAUUACCAUGGUUAACUACAUACAUCUAUUUCGUAUUAGUAUAUCUAGAUUUUGUCCGUGUCUUUGAGGGGAAAUUUUAGAGAUUUCCUCCAUUUUAUCUAUUAACUGCAUAUGAGGUGGUGUAUUAGCUUAAUAUUUUCUAUUGCAAAAUUCAUGAUUGCAGAGUACCACACAACUUGAGUGCUUGUUUUCUUCUUGGAUAACUCUAAUUAUCUCCUAGGAUCUGAUCUAGCCCAUAAUAAUUUCCACUAUCCUAUUCUCAUUGUUCAAGGACCUGGGAAGUCCUUGUGGCAAUCAUGUAGAUAAUGAUCUUGGUGCUCAUGCAUUU